UGGGAAUAAUGUCAUAAUAUGAAAAUUGCUGAAAGUUAUUUCAGAAGAAAGGUGAAAUAUUUUGAAAUAAUAACAUUAAAAAAACAGCAAAAAUGGGAAAAAAAGAGCAAAGAGCGAUUUUGAUAGUAAUAGUAGGCUGUUUCACCUAUGUGACGAAGCUGAGAUGCAGUUUUUUUCUUGAAAUAUACAGUAUAUAACUUCUUAGCAUAUCCACAUGUGUUGCUUUACAAAAUUACUAAGUGGCCCUUGCAUCCUUUCAUUUUCACUAUGUGGCCCUCACUGGAAAAACGUAUGGACACCCCUGGCCUAAAUCUAUAUAAAAACAUUAAACAAUAUAUUUUUAAAAUCUAGCUAUUUUAUGCAAAAAAAAAACUAUAAAUUUGAGUGGCUCAGAAAAACAACUGAUAGUCUCAACCAGAACCAGAAUAUGCACUUGUUCCACUACAGCUACAUUCGGGGCGUGUGUGACACAGAUCAACCACACACCCUGGCCGGGGCUGGAACCAGCAUCCACAGACUGCCUGCUCAAUGAAGUUAAAAAGCUCCGCCUUUCAGCUCGUCUGGCUAACACUGCUUAACUCCCAAUCAGUCACGAUGUGUUGCACUGAGUGAGUCGAGAGCGCUAGCCAUCGAGCUAAAAUUCCGAGCCAUCCGGCACAACUCUUAAGACUCAAGUGGUUGCAAUUCAAAGAUUAAAAAGGAGAGACGAAGAAGUGGGUCGAUAUUGCUGUCGUCAUUUCCAGUAAGUGCACAACAGCAGUAAUGGAUUUGGGACGGGACACCCAGGAAUUACACUAAGUACACAGUGUACACAGUAUACUUUAUUGAAGUGAAGUAUUCCAUUUGAGACACCAUAUUUAUCAGUCUUUGUAUAUCCAUGACAAUUUCUUUCAUGUUUCUUUCCUAUAGUUAGUGCACUUCUGCUCUUUGUGGGUAAGUAUCUUCCACAAAUUCUUUAUUUGCCCCUCAAUCCCUCUUGAAGCAAAACCCAUAUAAGUUGUGUCGUAAUGUUUACGCAGCUCUACAAAACACUUAAAUGGUACACUGAAAGGCUCUGUCUAUCCCAGACUACCGUUUAACCGUUCCGUCUGCCUCCCGUCUGACUGCAUCAGACGGCAGCAUAUUCUAAUAUUUUGGUCAUGGACGGUAGAGAGAACAGCAGGAGUAAUGUCCAAAUAUGCCUAUGUAAUGUCUGGCUAAGUAUGAGUAACUAACCAAAUAGCUGAAAAACGUCUGAAUUAUGUCUAUCAACUUCCAAAGGCCAAGCUCCACCCAUCACCUCAUCACAACAGUCAUAGCUCCCAGACCAGGGGUGUCCUUAGUGCGGCCCGGGGGGCAUUUACGGCCUGUGGCACGGUCUAAAAAUGUAACAAGAAAACUAAAAAAAAAAAAAAAAAAGACAAAAUGUUGCAUAUGAUGAGUUCCGUGGCUAAAGGAGGACGAGCUGGCCGCCUGCCCAAGAGCCAUAAAAGCCUAAGAAGCGGUAAGAUUCCUCCCCGGUAAUGCUGAAAAUGGCAAAAAAAAACCGCCAGAGAAUAGUCGAUCACUAUCCAAAGCUGGCCGUGGGAAAUUCUGAUGCCAUGUCCGAAGUUUGGAAUGUCUGUAAACCAGCUGGAAAACCAAGAAAGUCCAAAAACCAUAGGCCUUUGUUUUUCAGAGGGAAUCGUUAAACGGCGCAGUGGGACAGAGCCUUAAGGAUUUCAUCCUGCACACAAACUUUGCUACUAAUCAGAUUAACAAGAAGAACAUAGCGGUGUUUCUACGAAGUUCAGUGACUGGAGGAUGUGCAACAAGCUACUGUAGAACUCAGUGGACUUUCCAAAUUUAAAGGCUCCCCUGGAGAAAGACAGUUUCUAGGUCUGCGGGGCAGUUGAUGGUGAAGACAGUGUGGGAUGCGUUUUGUCGCUCCACCAGUUUGGCUACAGCCUCACCCAAGUCCAUGUGGUUCAAGUACCCAGGGGCCAAUCGCUCUGGAGUAGCUACACCUGUGUUGAUAAUCACCUGCCAGGACCAUGACGGACAAGGCUGAUAGGCCGAGAUGAGCAUCUUUCAAGAAAGAGCAAAACAUUUGGUGGCCGCUUAUGGUCACGUGUUGGAGCAGCAGAUCGUGAAGCGAGGCUCCUACCUGGCGUGUGGAAAUGAAGAGCUGUGGAAGCAGGCGGAGGAGUUACUCAGGGAGGAGAAUGCUCAACAAGCACACUGCUUGGGCCUGGAGACUCUCAAGGUGAUGGAAGAGUCGCUCAGAAUGGAAGCCGCAUCAACAAAAACACAGAGAGCAAGUAGCGGCAAACACGUGAAAGCAAGAGGAGGCUUGCAAGGUCUAGGGAAAGCAUUUGAGGUUCUGGAACAAGCUGCUCUCAACCUGUACCUUGGACCCUGGAGGGAGGAGUACAAAGAAGUCAAGAUGUACUCCGGCAUGUUCACGCACUACAUCAAACCCGUGCUGUCCGCCACCCAGAUUGAGAAGCUUUUUGGUUUGCUGGGAUACCAGUACUCCACGCGGCGGGAGCAGCUUCAGCUCCAGUCCCUCAGAGUCGGCCCAAACGUGUUGGAGGAUCUCCUCCGCCUGUCCUGCGCCUUCUUCCUGGCACGCUGCGAGUGCCGACUUCUCCUGGCAGCCCUGGAGAAGGGCGGCGGUGAUGCCCAGUGGGAGCUGUGUGUGGUCAGGGAGAGACAGCGCGGACAUAGCCUCAAGGUGGCGCUGGACAACACGAAGAGGACGAUGGGAGUCAAACAGCCGCUGAUGGAGUCUGAUGGGGAAUCAGAUGUGGAUCUGUACACAGACAAGCAGGUUAACGGGGGACAGAGGGUGACGGUCGUUCAUGACGACGACAGCCCCCACAUGCCGGCGCGGGCUGUCCGCAACAACGGUCCCCUGUCCUUCCCAUCCUCCAGAGAACACAUUUGCAUCUCCACACUCAACUGCCAGCUCGCUAGCGCGUCCGAGUCGGAACCGUUCGGACGCUCCUCAUCCAGUGUGGGCCGGCACAUCGAGGAGUCUGUUGAUGCGGACCUCCAACCUCGCAGUCUGCAAGCUGAUAGGAUAGAGGCGGAAAGCAGCAGAGUUUGCAGUUGCCUCCGCUCCCCUCGCCUCCACCUGAACCAGUGCGUCGACUGCGACGCUUUCCACGACACCUCCUGCGCCACGCUUCUGCGGUGCUCCCGCGAAGGCCACCAAGUGCGGCUCCCGGUCAAGAUGAAAGAAGUGGCGGCGGCGUCCAACGUAUCGCCGACCCUCAGCAGCAGCACGGCGAUGUCGGCUUUGUCUCUGUACGAUAAGCCCAAGUCACUGAGCCUCAUUCACCAACCAAUCAGCUACCACGACUGCUGCGACCUCACCCGCCCCGACCCCCAGCUGGCGUGUCUCAACUGCCGAGUUUUCCACGCUGCGUCCUGCGACGGCAUCAGCUUGUGCCAAAUCCAGCACAAGCUCAAAGAACUGGCUCGCUGCGGCUGUGGGCGGCCGUGCACCAGAAAGCCCAUGGUCCUGUGCAGAUAUUGUGCCAAUGAGUAUUGUAAAGACUGUUGGUACCGAAGCCCCUUCACGUGCGCCUGUGGCCAAACACUCGACCAGGUGUCUUCCGUCUGAUUUCUUUGCACUCCUUCCUGAUAGUGCCUUAAACGUGGAAAGAACACAGCAUUGAAUCAGAGGUUCAAACAUUGCCUUAUAGCAGGGGUGUCCAAAGUGUGGCCAGGGAUCCAUUUGCGAUCUGUGGCUGUGUUCUGCAGGACAUUCUAAAAUAGAACUUACCAAGAAAACUAAAAAAAAAACAAUAACAGCAAAAAUUGGUUCAUUUUACAAGAAUAAAGUAAACCGUUGUAAUCUAUCUAGAAAAAGUUGAAGUUUUACGAGAAUAACGUAAUAUUUUUUAGGAGGAAUAAUGUCAUUUUCGUAGCAUAAAGUUGAAAUAUUUUUUAAAAAGCUGUUCAUUUUUUUAAGUCAAAAUAUUAUUAAAAGCAAACAAAACAACAAAUAAAGUUGUAUUUUUUGGAAACUGAUGUUGCGGGAAAAGUAAUGUUACCAGCAUAAAGUCAAAAUCUAAAUGUUACAAAAAAAUAUGUGGUAAUAUUAUGACGUACAAAAUAAAGCUGUCAUUUUUGGAAAAUGAGGUUGGGGGGGGAGCAUAUUAUAUAGAUGAUUUAAGAAGAAUUUCUGAAAUAUUUGAAAAAAAUGAGAUGCAGUUUUCUUGAAAUGUAUGUAUCUUCUUUGCAUAUCUUCGUGUUGCUUACAAUGUGGCCCUUGCUGGAAAAGGUUUGGACACCCCUGCCUUCCAGCUUCAUAAACAAAUGGUAUGUUUAAGUGCACUCCCUUUUUCUAUGUAGCUACUGCUCAGAGCAUUUGUUAGCCAAUGGCCAGAGUUGCUUUCUUUUUUUUUUUUAAUUACUCCAUUGUUGGGAUUUCAAAGCACACGUGUUGUUUCUGUUGUCAGCAGGCGGAUUGAUUAUACGAAAUGCAUACUUUGAAAGGAUGUAGUUUUGAAUGAAAUGAUUGUGUUUAAUAAAAUCAGAUGUCUAUCUGAAAUGAA
Molecule: messenger RNA, 4526 nt
Organism: Dunckerocampus dactyliophorus (ringed pipefish)
Lineage: Eukaryota; Metazoa; Chordata; Actinopteri; Syngnathiformes; Syngnathidae
Gene: spata2l
Product: spermatogenesis associated 2-like
Exons: 4
Coding region: 2039-3589 (516 amino acids)
Cellular component (GO): cytoplasm
Source: RefSeq, a predicted model, not a curated record